CAGGUAUUUCCUAAAUCGAAAUCAUAUGAAAGCGAACAUGACUUGUACACGAUCCAGAUCGUCUUUGGUCCUCUCAAUCCUCUUCGCCGUGGUACUACUCGUACUUCCAAGUCCUUCCUCCGCCUCAAACCGCCACGUAAUCAACUUCCGAUCACCAGGACUUUACCCAGAGGGACUAACCUGGGAUCCAUCAGGCCAACACUUCAUAGUCGGAUCUCUCCACAGCCGCACAAUCCACUCCGUCUCCGACGCCGGUGUCGUGCAAACCCUAAUCUCCGAUCCCUACCUGCCGGAGAACGCUACAAUCCUAGGCAUCUCCGUUGACUCCUCCAACCGCCGCCUCCUCGCGGCGAUCCACUGCCUCCCGCCUCUCCUCCCCUGCAGCGCCCUAGCCGCCUACGAUCUCCGCAGCGGCGGCCGCCGAAUCUUCCUCUCUCCUCUCCCUUCUCUCCCCGGAGACGACGCGGACAUCGCCCGCGAUGUCGCGAAUGACGUGGCGGUUGACUACAACGGCAACGCUUACGUCACCAACUCGGCGAAAAACUUCAUCUGGAAAGUCAACAGCGACGGCGCGGCGGCGAUCUUCUCGAGAUCGCCGCUGUUUAACUCUCAGCCGGUGGCGCCGGACGCGGACGCGACUUUCCGCGAUUGCGGUUUGAACGGGAUCGUGUACAACAGCAAAGGGUACCUCCUGGUGGUGCAGAGCAACACGGGGAAGAUGUUCAAGGUGGACGAGGAGAGCGGGACGGCGAGGAUUGUGCUUCUGAACGGAGACAUGGUGGCGGCUGAUGGGGUGGCGAGGAGACGGAGAGACGGGACGGUUAUGGUGGUGUCGCAGAAGAAGCUUUGGUAUCUCAAGAGCCAAGAUAGCUGGAGCGAAGGGGUGAUAUAUGACGAGGUUGAGCUCGAGGUGGAGGGGUUUCCGACGGCGGUGACGGUGGCCGGGCACGAUAGGGUGUAUGUGUUGUAUGGGAGAGUGAUGGAAGGUAUAAUGAGAAGUUAUAAAGAUGGGGAAGAGAGGGAGUGGUUUGGGAUAGAAGAGGUGUCGUCGGAGAAGGAGAGUGGGGAAGAUAAGAUUUGGGUUUAUGUUUUGAUCGGACUUGGUUUCGCUUACUUUUGCUUCUGGAGGUUUCAGAUGAAGAAUCUCAUCACAAACAUGGACAAGAAGACCACUUAGCUCUUCUUGUCUGUAUUGUCAACUCUCUCUCUUUUUUUUUUUUUGUAAUAGGAGACCUAAUACAGUUCAUCUUGUAGUGUCAUUUGGUCGGUUUUGGACCAAAUCAGAGUAUUUCAUUCGAGCCAUC
Brassica oleracea var. oleracea is the source of this 1304-nucleotide messenger RNA. RefSeq lists its product as uncharacterized. Bases 26 to 1177 code for a protein of 383 amino acids. The record is from RefSeq and is a predicted model, not a curated record. Lineage: Eukaryota; Viridiplantae; Streptophyta; Magnoliopsida; Brassicales; Brassicaceae. The transcript has a single exon. Gene Ontology annotation, cellular component: endoplasmic reticulum.